AAUCUCAAGCACAGAAAUGGAACCAAAGGAAACUCCUUUCAGAGCAUUUGGUCAGCAGUCUAUCGCCUCUUCGUUUCUAAGUCCCUCUUCCAAUCCUUUCAAGGCUUCGAAAGAUAAGACCAAAAACGAAGCUUCGGAGAAGGGCUCGCUCUCGGAUUUCCUCCAACGGAAGCUCAACGAAACUUCUGGACUUCCCGGGACGGUGAAAGGGAAAUCAAAACCCUUUUCGUCUUUGUUGGGACCGAGAGAGAGCGGUGGUGGGUCCAUUGAUGAGCAAGCUGAGGCAAAGAAAGGAGGGGCAGCAGACUUGAAUUCUGUUGUUGAGAAAGUUGUUCUUGAACAGUUCAAGCAUAGUGGUACAUUAGAAGGAGAUUGUGUUGGCCCAAGCAGUGCUGGCGGAGCAGAAAAUUGCGACAAAACCAUAGUUCGAGGAUUGAGAAAGAGGAAGAACUUGGAAGGUGGGCAUGAGAGACAAAUUCCCCGAAAGCAUUUUGCAGUUCUUGGAGGGAAUUUGAAGCUUAAGCAGCAAAGAAGGGACGGGGACCUUACUAACAGAGAGAAUCUUAAAACUGCAUAUAACCACUAUGCAAAUGGUGGUGGCUGGUGGGACAACAACAUGGAGGGUGUUGACAAUGAAGAAGUUGGGUUUAGUGAGGUAUGGGAAGGAGUGGGGUCCACCACUUUUGGGGGAAUUGCAGACUGGCAUUAA
This is a messenger RNA of Morus notabilis, 709 nucleotides long. RefSeq lists its product as uncharacterized. The coding region runs from base 17 to 709 and encodes 230 amino acids. The record is from RefSeq and is a predicted model, not a curated record. Lineage: Eukaryota; Viridiplantae; Streptophyta; Magnoliopsida; Rosales; Moraceae. The transcript is spliced from 5 exons.